Planococcus citri (citrus mealybug) is the source of this 1813-nucleotide messenger RNA. RefSeq names its product probable peptidoglycan muropeptide transporter SLC46. The coding region runs from base 275 to 1657 and encodes 460 amino acids. The record is from RefSeq and is a predicted model, not a curated record. Gene Ontology annotation, molecular function: transmembrane transporter activity. Gene Ontology annotation, cellular component: membrane. Gene Ontology annotation, biological process: transmembrane transport. The transcript is spliced from 7 exons. Lineage: Eukaryota; Metazoa; Arthropoda; Insecta; Hemiptera; Pseudococcidae.
UAUAGACACAGACAGGUAGAUAUGAGUAAAUUCACAGUUGUCCACUGACCUUCGUAACCCAAACUAAUUCGCGAUUCGUAUAGGUACAUCGGCUGCACAAACGACGCUCGAUCAUACUAUGUGAACUUAGUUUAAUCGGCUACUGCAAGCUAUAUAGGCGUGUGAAGUACGUGUUUUUAAAAAAUUCAGCCUCAAAAAAAAAAAGAAACACCGCGGUAAUAUUUCGAUUAUGUAAUCGUUGUUCGCGACAUUAAAUAUUUAACUCAUAAUUAAAAUGAUGUUAAUUAUGUGGAACGGUUUAAUCAAAGAUGUGACCGUAGAACCCUGUUUCUUUUUCUAUUUCACCGCCUACCUUAUCUUGGAUGUGGUCAAUACAAACUUAUACCUGCAGAAAUCAUGCCGAUUCAAUAUAACCUCAGAGCCAGACUUGAAUACAGAAUGCGACGACGAAAAACAAGGGGUCUUGUUCGCUUCGAAAGUAAACUCAGAGUAUCGUUUCGCGAUGCUGAUAAUAUGCGUAAUUUACACCAUAUUAUCGACUUGCUGGAGUGACGAAGCUGGCAGACGUCGACGACCUUUGAUCUACCUACCAAUAAUCGGACUCGCGCUGCAAUCUUUAUCCGGCUGCUUGCAUUCGUAUUUUUGGCAAUGGGAUCCACUGGCGGCUGCAUUAUCAGAACUGGGCUGCGAAAUAAUUAGCGGAGGAGUUGUGCUGAUGAUAACAUCGACCCAGAUUUACAUGUGCGAUGUAUCGAAUAUGGAAAAUCGUACCAUGAGAUUGGGUAUUUUAUUAGCUGUGAGGACUCUUUGCGAGCAAUUAGGUGGCGGAGGAGUUGGAUUUAUUCUUCGAGGUGUCGGUUUCUUUUAUUCGUAUUUGUUGUGUUUCGUGUUUUCCGCGAUCUCAUUAGUGUUAGCUUUGAUUUUUGUCAGAGAUGUAUCGGUUCCUGUCGAAAAGAAACAUAAUUUUUUUCAAUUUUUCAAUUUGAAUAGAGUCGUUGACAGCUUUAGAGUUGUUUUUAAAAAGAGUCUCGGUCGUCGUAGAAUUAUCGUCGCUUUAUUACUCGCUGUUUAUAUUAUAGUGUUCGCUACUACUCAAGGCGAGAAAACGGUGUUUUAUCUAUUUUUCAGGUAUAAAUUCCAUUGGGAUGAAAGACAGUUUAGCGUUUAUACGGUUUAUAAAAAUACUGGGAUCAUUUUGGGUACAAUUUUUUGUUCGGUGGUGCUAAGUAAGCAUUUCAAAAUACACGAUGGAGUUAUUGGGAUGUUUGCUGGAUUCUGGGAUACGGUAGCAGUGUUGGGGUAUUUAUUUGCCUAUCGUAAUUGGCACCUUUACGUAGUUCCUUUGUUUGAGGUGUUUCAUGGCACCGCUUUAUCAGUCUGUGUAUCAUUUUUUAGUAAAUAUUACGACAAUAGCGAAUUUGGAAGACUGUAUGCUGUCUUAUGUGUGUUUGGUUUAAUGAUCCCCGCUUGCCAUCCAGCUUAUAAUAUAAUUUUUCAAAACACCAUAGAUUUCUUUCCCGCCGCUUUCUUCAUCCUGAGUGCUUCAUUGGACGUCAUAAUUAUUAUUUUAUAUUGCAUAUCGUACUUGCUUUGUCAGGGAAUUGAGAAACAGAAACAGAAACAGGUUAAUGCUCCCAUAGAGAAACAUGAUGGCUAAUCAGCUUAUAAAAAUGCAAUGCAACUUGUAAUUAAAAAUGAUGACGUACAUAUAUUUUUUCCAGAUUAAUAUUUUUCAAUUUCUAUUCGAGUACCUAUUGCUGAUUUCAAAAUACGAAAAAAUGUCUCGAAACGAUUAAAUGAGUGCCGAAAAGUU